This is a messenger RNA of Pundamilia nyererei, 4189 nucleotides long. RefSeq names its product neuronal PAS domain protein 1 (gene npas1). Gene Ontology annotation, molecular function: RNA polymerase II transcription regulatory region sequence-specific DNA binding; protein dimerization activity; DNA-binding transcription factor activity, RNA polymerase II-specific. The coding region runs from base 546 to 2996 and encodes 816 amino acids. Gene Ontology annotation, biological process: regulation of transcription by RNA polymerase II. The record is from RefSeq and is a predicted model, not a curated record. The transcript has 12 exons. NCBI's taxonomy places the organism in Eukaryota, Metazoa, Chordata, Actinopteri, Cichliformes, Cichlidae.
CGAGUCCAUCUCAAAGAAGCAGCGGAGCAGAGUGUUAGUGAAGUGAGUCUGAGAGCCGAGGAGAGCUACAUCAGCUAGCUCACUCCACUUCGCACAAACACACACAGACACACGUUCUCCCUCUCCUUCUCGCGCUCUCGCUCUCUCCCUCUUUCACAAACACACACACACUCUCCGUGCAACGGGAGUCCACGAUGUGUCCGGCUGCACGGCCACGGCUUUUGUGAAAGUGAGGGGAUUGCCGCUGCCCCUGUCCCAGCCCCCUUGGCUCACACACUCAGUGUUUGCCUGCCGUGUUUAAGCUCGAGGUGCUGGUGGAGGUGUGGAGGGAGGGGGCACUGCCAGGGCAGAGCCGGGGCACCGAAAGGGAGGAGGAGGAGAAGAAGAAGACGAAGAAGAGAAGGAGGAAGAAGAAGGAGACAAAGUGGAUCAGGUCGACAGCGGUGGAUUGAAUGUUGGAAAUGCCCGUCAGGUCUGAGUCCAUCACGUCCUCAGCCAAUCGAAGCCUUCGUUAACAGCGGCGUGGGCACGUGAUUGGAGGAAGGAUGGCAACCAUGCCAUUUGUUAGUGAGGGGAAAUGUGUGAGUGUGGAGUGGGAUUUCCUGCAAGGACUACUGGCCAAGCCUCCCACCCUGCCCUGUCUCCAGAACCUGCGUAAAGAGAAAUCUCGCAAUGCGGCUCGUUCUCGGCGGGGGAAGGAGAACUUCGAGUUCUUUGAGCUGGCCAAGAUGCUGCCACUUCCCGGGGCCAUCACAAGCCAACUGGACAAAGCUUCGGUCAUCCGGUUGACCAUCAGCUACCUGCACAUGCGGACCUUUGCCAGUCAGGGGGACCCACCCUGGAGCCCUCUGCUGGAGGGAGACAGCAACUGCAGCAAAGUUAGACGUUCAUCUCAUUCUCUGGCGACUGACAUGUUUGAGCAGCACCUAGGGGCACACCUCCUGCAGUCUCUAGAUGGCUUUGUGUUUGUGGUCAGCCAGGAGGGACGGUUCCUCUACAUCUCAGAGACAGUUUCUAUCUACCUGGGACUCUCACAGGUGGAGCUGACUGGCAGCAGUGUGUUCGACUACAUCCACCCAGCGGACCACGUCGAGAUGGCGGAGCGGCUGGGAAUCAGGCCACAUCUACGGGCCGAGGCCGGCUGUCACACAGCCCCUGAGAGCGCUUCCAGCUCUGCGUCCACCUCCUCCUUAGCUGGUACCCCUGAACCCGCAGCUCCAUCCAGUCCUCAUUCUCCUGCCGACGAUCCACCCGAGCGUGGCUUUUUCAUCCGCAUGAAGUCCACGCUCACCAAAAGAGGCCUGCAUGUCAAGUCUUCUGGAUACAAGGUAAUCCACGUGACGGGACGAAUCCGCUGCCGCCCCGCUCUCGUCCCGGGCUCCACCCGAUCAGUGCGUCGACCGAUGGGUUUGGUUUCGCUGGCGCACACUCUCCCGCCCUCCACGCUUAAUGAAGUCCGCAUGGAGAGCCACAUGUUUGUGUUCCGAGUGAACAUGGACCUACAGGUUACAUACUGUGAGAACAGGAUCUCUGAGUAUAUGGAUCUGACUCCAGCAGAGGUAGUGGGACAUACCUGUUACCAUUUCAUCCAUGUAGAAGACCUGGAGAACCUCCGGCAGAGCCACGAGGACUUGCUAAGAAAAGGCCAGGUAGUGACUGGUUAUUAUCGCUGGCUCCAGAGGAGAGGAGGGUACCUGUGGAUCCAGUCCACUGCCACUGUGUCCAUCAACCACAAAGCCCCCCACGAACGCAACGUUAUCUGGGUUAACUACGUCCUGAGUCGAACAGAGCUGCCCGACACUCCCCUGGAUCUGCUGCAGCUACCAGAGAGCAUAAGAGCAGAGCGACUUCGAAUCAGCUCGUCCCCGACCGAUGGCUCCACACAGGCCCGAGGCUCGCAACCUGUGAAGAGCUCAGUGGGGAAAAGCGACCCUGACACUAAAGGCAGAGACAAAUUCACCACCACGGCCAUUCAAUCAGAGGACAGGAGGAAGCGCCUGCUGAGGUCUGACCCGGAGGGCGCACCUCCCGAAACCCGUCGCAGACUGGAGGAGCUCCGUCACACGGAGGAGAGUGUCUCUGCCUCCUCAGACCUGGCGAGCGAAAGCGAGGGGGAAGAGGAAGAUGAAACCGAGUGGGACCAGGGAGGCGACAGCGACAGAUUGAAACGGGAAGACAGCGGAGGAGGAGGUAAACAGAGCAGAGGAGGAGACACCCCGACGAGAGGGGAGAGGGGAGGGAGGGUGCACAAUGGCCGGGCUGUGAUCCAGCAGCUGAAAAGUGUAGUGACUCCAUCUCCCCUGCCCGGCAGCCCAGGCAUCAAGACUGAGCAUGAAGCCCUGACCACCGGGGGGCGCUGGGGAUCACACACUCAAACUUCCACCUCCCACACACACACCACUCAGCCCCAGCCCUCGCAUGCACACACGCCGUCCAGCAGCCUCAAUGGUGACAGCCCCACCACCCCGAUCCCGGACUCCUCUUCCAGCAGCGAAGCUCCACCGAAGGGUUUGUUCACUCCCCCGUCCCCAGCUUUGUCCCCCGCCAUGCCCGUGUCCUCCCCGUUGCCCCGCGAGGACAGGGCUGUGUCGGCGGGGGUGGUCAGCCGGAGCAGUGGCGGUAGUGGUGGUUUAGGUAACGGUCCUGACUUUGAGCUGCUUCAGAGACUGGCUGCUGGAAGUGCAGCGGGCCGGGUCCUCUUCCACCCCCUUGCCCUCGGCCCGCAGGGCCCUCAGAGCCUCUAUGCCCCAAGCACUAUCCGCUACGCUCCACCUGAGCUCCCCCCUUCCCACCACCACAGCACAGGACACAGUGAUGGCCUGCAGCUACGCUCGGACCACCACAAGGGACCCCCACCGGCCUUCUUCCCCCACCUACAGCGGCUGGCCGGCCUUCCACCCUUCAGUGGUUUCUCCCCAUCUGACAGCCCCUUCUCCUCUAGCCUGCCCUUCUGUAUGAAUGGACUGAGGGGGGCUGCGGGCACAGAGGAGGACUGAGUCUCAGAGGGGAGGAUGUGAGAGGAGAAAAUAAACUGAAGGAGAGAGCGGAGUGACAGGACGGAAAGAGAGACAUUGAAAAGGGCAGGAGAGACAGAAGUGGCAGUAGAUUAAACCUCUGAGGACGUUACUAAUUGGACAAUGAGUUGAAUAACUGCAAUCUAAAGUGUGUGACAAGCCGCUGCCAUAGGAUUUUAUCAUGUCAGCCUGUUGUGUACGAGUGACAGUGACUCUCAGAGAAACGGGGACAUGGAAACUUUUGACUGGUUGUCCCUCAAGACUUUUCAUCUUCGCGACAACAACGAACUCUGCUCUGUGACUUUCUCUAGAUGACUGUGUUGAUUUAUGUGUCUCUUCCACUCAGAGAAGCCAUAUUGUACAUAGAGAGAAAACCAUGACGACCCUCAGCUCACAUCCUCACCGUCAAUGUCCGUCACCGCACAUUAACCCAAUUAACCCUAAAACCAGUAGGAAGAGAUGGGCACUCGUCUGUAGGAAUAAAAAUGACUUUGGAAUAUAAAUUUUUAUUAUUGCAGUAUUAUACAAAUCAUCUCUUUCAGUGGGCUCCGGGUGACAGUUUGAUUAUAGAGUUUCAACUUAAAAUAGGUGGAGACAGCUUUUUGGUGUUUUGUAUCGAUACUUAAAAUAAUAAUAUAAAACAAUAAUAUUGAAAAAAAGAUCCAAGUAUUCAUCGAUUCAGCCAUACUAAAAGCACACUUUUGGGACAAAAGUAUGAUUAAAGUAGUCCCAGACAUUCCAUUAUAUAUAAGGGAAGGAAAUGCAAUGCAGACAGGACGCUACUUGUAUUGUUUGAUUAUAGGAAGGCGAUUUGUUUAACUGAUUAUGACUUCUAGUGUAUCAUGACAAUGUACAAUGCUGCAGUUGUGUUUGUGUAUGAAAGCCAUAUUCUUGUUUGUUUUUAGGUUUAUAUUGUUUUUCUUCACCAGGUGAAACCGAUUGGGAAAUUGUUUAAAAUACGACUGUUUUAGUGGAUGAAAAAAAAUGUGAAAAUGCUUUAGUAGGGGAAAUGUGCUGGACAGAAGUGUUUUUAUCAUUUAAACAUGUUUUGUUUUUUUUUCUGAGCACUUACCGAAAUUUGUUCUGGUGUGAACUCUAAAGCACUUCACGGUUCGGCGUGUGAUCCUGUUAAAACAGAAAACAAUGCAAGAGCGGCCGCUAAUAUCAUAGCCUGA